Molecule: messenger RNA, 222 nt
Organism: Laccaria bicolor S238N-H82
Lineage: Eukaryota; Fungi; Basidiomycota; Agaricomycetes; Agaricales; Hydnangiaceae
Exons: 2
Coding region: 1-222 (73 amino acids)
Source: RefSeq, a predicted model, not a curated record
AUGAUUGAGCCAGUUGCAAAAGGAACAUCGACGGCAUUGAAUCUGGAACUGGAGAGGGGGUUGCAACGUGCUGUUGGAAUAUGCAGAACAUUCGACACUGAAAAGUUUCGCGUUAACCCAUCAUACGUUGAUUUCAAAAUGAUCUUCCCUUUUCCGACAGCUUGGGUGGUCAGGCUUGUCCCAAAACCAUGUACUGCCAAAGGGGACUCGAAUGUGGCAUAA